Molecule: messenger RNA, 834 nt
Organism: Colletotrichum gloeosporioides
Lineage: Eukaryota; Fungi; Ascomycota; Sordariomycetes; Glomerellales; Glomerellaceae
Exons: 2
Coding region: 1-834 (277 amino acids)
Source: RefSeq, a predicted model, not a curated record
AUGGCUCAAACGCACUACCGUUACCGCCGAAGUGCUAUCGGUUCAGACGCAUUUCCUCGUCGCGGGGCCAAGCGAGAAGAAUCGUCGCCCAAAAGGCGGGGUUCCGCCAAGAUUGGCACCACAACGAAACAGAUCUCAAAGAAAAGACGUGCCAAAACCGCCGCGAUCAGCUCAACUCCAACCGAAGCCAAGGACGAAGAAUACGACGACGACGACAGAAUAAUCGGCCAUACGUCAACUGGCAACGGCCAUUCUGUGAGCCUCAUCACAGAACGAGCUGCCGAUCAAUCGCGCAGGAAUGUGCCCGAAAUCAUCGUUCAACAAACGACACCCUCAAAAGUAUAUGCGUAUUGGAGCGCUUUGGGGAAGUCCCGCGAAGAGACGAUUGGGACUGAUCACUUCAAUGUAUUUGCAAUUCUUGGCCACGACUCUCAAAGCAAGCGCCUGAGAGUGCAAUGGGUAGGAUACUCGGACUCAGUCCAGGACACAAGUUGGGAAACAGUCCCUAAGAUACGACGUCUUGAUCCAGCUCUUGUCAAGGACUAUCUCGCUACUCGGGGACUCACAGGCAGCCUCCAGCAGACACGCAAAAAAAUGGGGAGGCCCCAGGCCCCAAAGUCCAGGGCCCAAAAAGGAGUGAUGGAGCAUCCAAUCAGCCGAGCAGGUAUUCGCGACGAUGCAAGAUAUAAGGUGGCAUUGGAGCUAGUUGGAAUAUCUGGUCGAGAUUUGCGUCGUCUGACCAAGGUCAUCCUUGAUUUUGACAUGGAAGAGCGCAUUACGCAUCGAUCCCUCAUGCCCAAGGAUGGCAGCCGUGGCGGAGGUUUCAUCAUCUAG